AUGCUCCUCCGCAGCAAUGCUAUAGGAAUAUUGCAGCAGCUUCCACGAGCGCGUUGCGUCGCUCUCUUGGAACUUUCAUCAAGCAUGGAUCAAGCGAAGCAGAUUCACGCUCAGAUGAUCACUAACGCUUUAUUACGCGAUACUGGGAACGUAGCCAGGCUAAUCGAGAAAUACUGCAACGAGGAAACGUCGGAAGGAGGCGGCGGCUCUGCUCAACUUAUAUUCCGUCAGGCCACAGGGGAGUUAAAAAACACACUUUUAUGGAACGUCAUGCUUAAAUACGCAUCGCCCGAGGAAUCACUGCGUCUCUUCGCCGGCGGUGAGAUGAUGAGGGCGGCGACGCCCGACCACGAAAGCUACGCCUACGUCCUCAGAUCGUGUGCACGGCUGCGCGCCAUGAGGGAAGGGAAGCAGGUGCACGCUCGAGCGCUAAAAUACGGGCUAGACUUACAAUUGGCGCUGGCGACUACAUGUGUCCUCUUCUAUGCGUUAUGCGGGGACAUGAAGGCCGCACGAAUGCUGUUCGAGAAAAUGCCGGAAAAAAGCUCGGCGAGCUGGAAUUCAAUGCUGACCGGGUACUGCGUCAAUGGAAUGGCAAAGGAAGCGCUAUUAUUGUUUAAAGAGAUGGUUUGUCGUGAAGCGAGGUCUACAGAAAGCGCUCUGCUGCUGCUCUCUGCUUGUUCGCAAGUAGGUGAUCUGGUCCUAGGCGCCACAAUCCAUUCCAGGGUAUUAAAGACCAUUCCAGCUCCCUUGGACUGCCCCUUUAUAGGCACUGGGCUGGUCGAUAUGUACUCCAAAUGUGGAUCACUUGACAACGCUUCGGCAUUGUUUCAUGCUAUGAGGCGGAGGAAUGUGAUCACCUGGAGCACAAUGGCUGCCGCUCUUGCCAUGCAUGGACAGGGGAAAGCAGUGGUGGAACUUAUUAACUUGAUGGAGAACGAAGGGAUAGCACCAAAUGCCAUCACUUUUACAUCCUUGCUAUCAGCUUGCUGUCAUGCUGGGCUAGUAGAAGUGGGCCUACGACUGUUUGAUGAAAUGCAGAGCCGCUUCAAUGUUGUGCCUGCAAUGCAGCACUAUGGCUGCAUUGUUGAUCUACUUGGCCGGGCUGGGAUGGUAGAGGAAGCUCACGAGUUCAUUAAAAACAUGCCUAUGCAGCCUGAUGCUGUUGUCUGGAGAGCUUUGCUUGGUGCUUGCAAGAUCCAUGGUGAAGCAGGGCUCGGUAGCAAGAUUGGGAAGAUCCUUAUCGGACUCAAGCAGCGGACUGAGCCAUUGCCCUGCACCAGCUGCGAAGAUUUCAUAGCACUAUCCAAUUUGUACGCUUUGGCGGAGAGGUGGGAAGAGGUUCACAUGGUUAGAACUGCAAUGAAUAAGAGAGGUAUUCAGAACAAACCAGGACAAAGUUCAGUUCAAAACAUAGACUGGAUUUGA
This is a messenger RNA of Phalaenopsis equestris, 1428 nucleotides long. Its product is annotated as pentatricopeptide repeat-containing protein At3g18970-like. Gene Ontology annotation, biological process: RNA modification. Bases 1 to 1428 code for a protein of 475 amino acids. The transcript has a single exon. The record is from RefSeq and is a predicted model, not a curated record. NCBI's taxonomy places the organism in Eukaryota, Viridiplantae, Streptophyta, Magnoliopsida, Asparagales, Orchidaceae. Gene Ontology annotation, molecular function: protein binding; RNA binding.